Molecule: messenger RNA, 1478 nt
Organism: Cheilinus undulatus (humphead wrasse)
Lineage: Eukaryota; Metazoa; Chordata; Actinopteri; Labriformes; Labridae
Gene: coq3
Product: coenzyme Q3 methyltransferase
Exons: 6
Coding region: 76-1122 (348 amino acids)
Biological process (GO): ubiquinone biosynthetic process
Molecular function (GO): 2-methoxy-6-polyprenyl-1,4-benzoquinol methyltransferase activity
Source: RefSeq, a predicted model, not a curated record
CACUGACGGUCAAACUGUCAGCUGCAGCGUAGUGCACAAGUCAACGUUAGCUAGCUGUUGAAAUGUCAUGAGAACAUGUACUCCAAUAAGUUUUGCCGCCUCAUGUUAGGGCUGUACAGCCGGAAACACAGCGCUGUCUGCGGGGUCGUUCACGGUUCUUCUCCCGGACGGAGCGGGUUCAGCUGGACCGCGGUGUGUAAACAGAGAGCACUGUGGCUGCAGAGGAGUGACCGUCUGAGGAGCCAGCCACAACCAGUGACAUGUCAAAUAAGUGCUCGGUCAGCCUCCUACACCACAGUGGACCCCGAUGAGCUGAGGAGGUUCAAGGCACUGGCCAACAAGUGGUGGGAUGAGCAGGGAGAAUUUGCAGCUCUUCAUGCCAUGAAUGACCUGAGGGUGCCUUUUAUACGUGACAACCUGCUGAGCAUGCACAGAGCGCGGCAUCCUGGGAAGCCUCUUGCGGGACUCAAAAUCCUAGAUGUCGGCUGUGGAGGAGGCCUGCUAACAGAACCCCUAGGUCGUCUGGGAGCUAAAGUUUUGGGCAUUGAUCCAGUGGAAGACAGCAUCAGCACAGCCCAGCUGCAUUCAUCCUUUGACCCAGACCUGCAAGAUCGAGUGAGCUACAGGGCCUGCAGUCUGGAGGAGCUCUCAGCAGAAGAGGAGGGAGGACUGGAGGAGCAAGUAACAGCCCAGUUUGAUGCUGUUGUUGCAUCUGAGGUGGUGGAACAUCUGGCUGACCUGGAAACAUUUGCCUUCUGCUGCAGUCAAGUGCUAAAGCCAGGUGGCUCACUCUUCAUCACUACUAUUAAUAAAACCAACCUGUCAUACGUGUUUGGCAUUGUUGUAGCUGAGCAGAUUCUGCGCAUCGUACCCAGCGGGACCCACGACUGGGAGAAGUUCAUCAGCCCAGUGGAGCUGGAGCGUAUCCUGGAGUCAAAUGGUUUCUCAGUGCAGUCUGUGGAGGGAAUGCUGUACAACCCAGUAUCAGGAGCCUGGAGCUGGACUAACAGCACCGCCAUUAACUACGCCCUCCAUGCUGUCAAAGUGAGAGAUGAUCUGCAGGCUGACUACGCUGAGGAAAACAACUCUCAAAAAGACCACUCUGCAGCCACACACAGCUGAGCCAUUUGAAUUAAGAAGUCAAGGAUAAAAAAAAAAAGCAGCUACUUCCUUCGGACAAACAGUCUGGGAAUAGGAUUAUGAUCAUACUGUAGUUGGUAAUUUUUCAAAAUGAAGACCAUUGCAUUGUUUUGUUUUCUGCUGAGCUGUACCAAACAACUGUUUGCCCUUAAACAAUCUUUUCAGUAGCUUUACUUUCUCACAGCUUCAGAGUUUGCAUAUCUGUUUCAAUGCCAUUAGGUAACUUCCCAUAUCCUCCAAUGAUCUUGAGCCUUUAUCAAUAAUGAAGUGUGAGAGAACAACAUUAAUACAUUGCAUUUAUUUUUCUCUGGCUGCUUGGAAUAAAUGUAUUGCUGGUU